Molecule: messenger RNA, 1161 nt
Organism: Ilyonectria robusta
Lineage: Eukaryota; Fungi; Ascomycota; Sordariomycetes; Hypocreales; Nectriaceae
Exons: 1
Coding region: 1-1161 (386 amino acids)
Source: RefSeq, a predicted model, not a curated record
AUGGACGUCGCCUACAACCAACACGCCGACCGUGCUCGCCGCAAGAACCGCUCCUCCACUAGCAUCAACCACCUCUCCCUGGCGCCCCUCACGCCCAAACUCCCACUCAACGACGACGACCUCAUCGCCGACGCCCUUGCUGCUGCCGACGCCCAGUCGUCCAUCCCCCGUUCCGUCUCGUACCUCCAGGGCAAGUCUGCGCCGACCACUCCACGACUCCUCUCGCAAUCGCCCACUGCUCCGCGUUCGCGGUCCCACCAACGCACUCCCUCGGCUCCUAGCGGCGGUUUCGGCAAAAGCCAGUCGGCAUCACAUCUCGGUACCGCACCAACUGCCCGCAAGUCAUACUCAGGCCGCGCGACGCCCAGCAACCGACGGACUCACAAGGAUGACGCUCUAGGCUUUGGAUUGCGACAUCACAAUGACAGCGAUUGGUUGCUCCGUACGGGAGCCCUGAUGAGCUACGAAGCCCGCGAGUCCAAGGGCCAGGCAUGGCUUGUUUCUCGUCAGAGCUCAACUAGCCUCACUGGUAUGCACGACCGAGACGAUGAAGUCUUUGAGAGCGAACUUGCCCGGGAGCGUGGCAUCACCUCUGCAAGCCGCCACAACAGCCGCCGUGGCAGCACUGUUCCUAGUGACGAGGAUGCAUCCCCCUACGCCAGCCGCUUCCCUAGCCGCUCCCACAGCCUGUCCCGUCCUCGGAGUCAAUUCAUCACCCCUCUCGAACGCCCCGGAACUAGUGGCGGGUUUGAGGCCGAGUGCGAUGACUCUUAUUUUCCCAACCAGGAUCUUCCCGGCCCAGAUUUUGUCAACCUUGACGAAAGGCUCGAGGAGCUUGAGCUUGAGCGUGACACGAGCCAGGAUGAUGAAGUUGCCGUACAGCGUCUCGUGCGGCGCGGACAGGCUCGGGCCGGAACCUGGUUUGGGAAUGUGUGGUCCCUCUUCGCUGUAGACGAGAACGAUGAGGAGUCGGAUAGUGAGGAUGAUUCCUCCCCUACCGAUGGUUCCUCAAAUUUCAGCCGUUCUCGAAGUUUGUCAUCCCGUAACCUGGCGGGCAUCUCAACUGUUCCUCAAGAACGCAUUCCUCCUCCUGGAGCUGACGACGGGAGUUGGAGAGACGCAGCCUGGUUACUUAGCGUGGCGUCCAAGGUGAUGUUCUAA